Messenger RNA from Puma concolor (puma), 1139 nucleotides. RefSeq names its product decorin (gene DCN). The record is from RefSeq and is a predicted model, not a curated record. Gene Ontology annotation, molecular function: protein binding. NCBI's taxonomy places the organism in Eukaryota, Metazoa, Chordata, Mammalia, Carnivora, Felidae.
AUGAAGGCAACUAUCAUCUUCCUCCUGCUUGCACAAGUUUCCUGGGCUGGGCCGUUCCAACAGAGAGGCUUAUUUGACUUUAUGCUAGAAGAUGAGGCUUCUGGGAUAGGCCCAGAAGAACACGCUCCUGUUGAUUCUGAAUUAGAGCCUCUGGGGCCAGUGUGUCCUUUCCGCUGUCAGUGCCACCUUCGAGUUGUGCAGUGUUCUGAUUUGGGUUUGGAAAAAGUGCCAAAAGAGCUCCCUCCUGACACUACGCUGCUGGACUUGCAAAACAACAAAAUAACCGAAAUCAAAGAUGGAGACUUCAAGAACCUGAAGAACCUUCAUACAUUGAUCCUUGUCAACAACAAAAUUAGCAAAAUCAGCCCUGGAGCAUUUACACCUUUGUUGAAAUUGGAACGACUUUAUCUGUCCAAGAAUCAUCUGAAGGAAUUGCCAGAAAAAAUGCCCAAAACUCUUCAGGAGCUGCGUGCUCACGAGAAUGAGAUCACCAAAGUGCGAAAAGCUGUGUUCAAUGGCCUGAACCAGAUGAUCGUCGUAGAACUGGGCACCAACCCGCUGAAGAGCUCGGGAAUUGAAAAUGGAGCCUUCCAGGGAAUGAAGAAGCUGUCCUACAUCCGCAUUGCCGACACCAAUAUAACCACCAUCCCGCAAGGUCUUCCUCCUUCCCUUACUGAAUUACAUCUUGAAGGCAACAAAAUCUCCAAAGUUGAUGCAGCUAGCCUGAAAGGACUGAAUAAUUUGGCUAAGUUGGGACUGAGUUUUAACAGCAUCUCUGCUAUUGACAAUGGCACUCUGGCCAACACUCCUCAUUUGAGGGAGCUUCACUUGGACAACAAUAAGCUUAUCAGAGUACCUGGUGGGCUGGCGGAGCACAAAUACAUCCAGGUUGUCUACCUUCAUAACAACAAUAUCUCUGCAGUUGGGUCUAACGACUUCUGCCCACCUGGAUACAACACCAAAAAGGCUUCUUAUUCAGGUGUGAGCCUUUUCAGCAACCCAGUCCAGUACUGGGAGAUCCAACCAUCCACCUUCCGAUGUGUCUAUGUGCGUUCUGCCAUCCAGCUUGGAAAUUAUAAAUAACUCCCAAGAAAGCCCUCGUUUUCAUAACCUGGCAAAAUCCCAUUAAUAUCAUUGCU